Calidris pugnax (ruff) is the source of this 2515-nucleotide messenger RNA. It is a transcript of the gene UTP15, whose product is annotated as UTP15, U3 small nucleolar ribonucleoprotein, homolog (S. cerevisiae). Gene Ontology annotation, molecular function: protein binding. Gene Ontology annotation, biological process: positive regulation of transcription by RNA polymerase I; rRNA processing. The coding region runs from base 235 to 1797 and encodes 520 amino acids. The transcript has 12 exons. Lineage: Eukaryota; Metazoa; Chordata; Aves; Charadriiformes; Scolopacidae. Gene Ontology annotation, cellular component: nucleolus. The record is from RefSeq and is a predicted model, not a curated record.
CCGCGUUGGCUCUGCUGCAGGCCGGCGUGGGGCUCGCCAUAGCGGCGGCGGCGUGGCGGCCCUUGGCCCCUGAGGCGGCGCGGACCGGCCGGACCUUCCCCGGGCUCCUCCCGCAGAGCCACCCAUCUGUCUGCCCGAGCCCACGGGCGGGAGCGCCACUCGAGCGCGCUCCCUGAUUGAGAAGGCGCCGCGCAGGCCUCGGCCUCGCCCGGCGGCCCUUGCUGCCGGCCAGCCAUGGCCUCCUACAAACCGGUGGUGGUCCAGACCGUCCCCAAGCUCGGGGAGAAGAUCACGCAGGACACGCUGUAUUGGCGGGGCUACAAGACACCUGUUCAGAUAAAGGAAUUCGGUGCAAUAAAUAAAAUUGACUUCUGCCCAGUUUCUCCAUAUAACUAUGCUGUCACAGCCUCCUCAAGGAUCCACAUUUACGGUCGUUACUCUCAGGAACCAGUCAAAACGUUUUCUCGCUUCAAAGAUGCUGCUUAUUGUGCCACAUACAGAGACGAUGGCAAUCUGCUUGUUGCUGGCAGUGAGGAAGGCAGCAUUCGCCUCUUUGACCUUAGUGGAAGAGCACCCCUGAGACAAUUUGAUGGUCAUACUAAAGCUGCUCAUGUAGUGGGCUUCCUGUCUGAUAAAUACCGAAUAUUUUCUGGUGGUGAUGAUUACUCAUCAAAUUUGUGGGAUAUUCCAAGUGGUACGGAAAUCAUCUCAUACAGUGAACAUACAGACUAUGUGAGAUGCGGAUGUGCAAGUAAAGUGAAUGCAGAUGUGUUUAUAACAGGUUCCUAUGAUCACACUGUGAAGCUGUUUGAUGCACGAACAAAAAGUAGUGUCAUGACAAUAGAACAUGGCCAGCCUGUGGAAAGCGUGCUUCUCUUCCCUUCUGGUGGGCUUCUGGUAUCUGCAGGAGGUCGAUAUGUCAAAGUUUGGGAUGUACUAAAAGGCGGACAAUUACUAGUUUCACUUAAAAAUCACCAUAAAACUGUAACUUGUUUAUGCCUGAACAGCUCUGGACAAAGGUUGCUGUCAGGAUCCCUGGACAGGCAUGUGAAGAUUUACAGUACUACUUCCUACAAAGUAGUCCACAGCUUUAACUAUGCAACAUCCAUCCUCAGUCUUGCAUUGUCGCCUGAAGACGAAACCAUAGUUGUAGGCAUGACCAAUGGGGUGCUAAAUGUUAAACACAGAAAACCUGAAGAAAGGAAAGAAGAUUCUCAAAAGAAGAGACAGCCGUCAUAUAGAACCCAUGUGAAAGGAAGAACUUACAUGUCUAAACAGGAAGAUUUCUGUGUCAGUAAACCCGUGAAACGUGUUUUGAGGAAAUACGACAAGCUGCUAAAGAGCUUUCAGUCUUCCAAGGCCCUUGAUGCAGUGCUGGAGCCACCCAUCAGGCUUUACACUCCUGAAGUUACGGUUGCAGUCAUGCAGGAGCUGCAUCGCAGAGGCACACUGAGGAGCGCGCUUGCAGGACGAGACGAGAAGCAAAUUAAUCUCCUUCUUACAUUUGUGGCAAGGCGUGUGAUUGAGCCUAGAUUUACUCCCAUACUGGUGACUGUUGCAGAUAUGAUCACUGACAUUUAUCAGCCUGUGGUUGGGCAGUCAGCAAUUGUUGAUAGACAGUUCCUGAGACUUCAGGAAGCCAUAGGAAAAGAGAUUGACUAUCAAGAGGAACUACUAGAAGUUUUGGGAAUGAUGGAUACACUGUUUGCUACUUUUACUAAGAAAAGAGAUACUCAUGGAGAAGAGAAUAAAAGUAAUGGUCUUGCAGAGACCAUUGAAACAAAUAUGAUUAACUGACUGACAACCAUCACAGCAAAUUGUGACAAAAAUAACAUGGACUUGAAAUACAUGGCCUGUUCUCCUGAUAACUUUUAUAAUAGUGACUUUCAAAAUAAGCCCCUCUACCUUGAAGUCCUGUCUUUCAAACUCUGUUUCUGAAUGGGCUGAAUUACUGAAGACAGAGAAAGAACAGCAAUUUCAAGAUUUUUCCAUGCAAUAUUUUUCAAAAAAAUUUAAUUUUAAAGUUUUAUUCCAAAGCUAUGUAACUUUUAAAGAGUGUUUUGUGCAUCCAGUACUAAGUCAUUAUUUGAUUUAGAGAAAGUAAACAAUUUUCGGUUUUUAUUUACCAGAAAAUAAUUGAGAUUUAUCUAAUUUUAAUGUGUCAUUGUUCUUAUUUAAGGUUAAUACCCCAUCUCACAUACUUGGACAUAGGAAUAUGCAUUUGAUAAAACUUGACUACAUUGUGUUUUCUCUCCCUGCUUCAUCUCUAUUUCAGACUUCCACAAAUUCAUAGGAAACAGCAAGAUGACUGAAGAAAACAAGUGCAUGCUUAUGUAUAUGAAAAAAAUUGUUAGUUUAAUUUUUUAAAUAACCUAAUUCAUUAUAAUGAAUUAUAAUUCUCUAGAAAAUACAUAAUUCCUACUUCUAAAGGGAAAUUUAAUUAAUGUAGUGAGUAAGUAAACUGCAUGCCAGUGAGAAAAUCCUCAGUUAAGUAAAAGAAAUAAUUUUUUGUGUA